AUGGAUCACCUUCCCACCACACCCGAACAUGGAUCACUUCCCACCACACCCGAGCAUGGAUCACUUCCCACCACACCCGGAGCAUGGAUCACCUUCCACCACACCCGAGCAUGGAUCACCUUCCACCACACCCGGAGCAUGGAUCACCUUCCCACCACCACACCCGGAGCAUGGAUCACCUUCCCACCACACCCGGAGCAUGGAUCACCUCCCACCACACCUGAGACUUCCCACCCGAGCAUGGAUCACCUUCCCACCACACCCGGAGCAUGGAUCACCUUCCCACCACACCCAGAACAUGGAUCACUUCCCGAGCAUGGAUCACCCCCACCACACCCGGACAUGGAUCACCUUCCCACCACACCCGGAGCAAGGAUCACCUCCCACCACACCUCGGAGCAUGGAUCACCAUUAUCAAGCUUCAAGAACUGCUUCAUGAUAGUC
Molecule: messenger RNA, 444 nt
Organism: Homarus americanus (American lobster)
Lineage: Eukaryota; Metazoa; Arthropoda; Malacostraca; Decapoda; Nephropidae
Product: integumentary mucin A.1-like
Exons: 1
Source: RefSeq, a predicted model, not a curated record